Messenger RNA from Trichobilharzia szidati, 594 nucleotides. NCBI's taxonomy places the organism in Eukaryota, Metazoa, Platyhelminthes, Trematoda, Strigeidida, Schistosomatidae. The record is from the annotation of a GenBank genome assembly.
UUUAGACGGUACAGUCACUUGAAGGUUGUUUUACUAUAAGUAUUUAAUGCUACGCCCACGUGCACUUACUUCCGCCUUAAGAAAAAUGAAUACUGGUGGAAUGCAGUCGGUUAUGUUAUUUAAUCCCGAAGGUGUCCUUCUAGCAUAUACAAGUCUUGCUGGUGACAGUGAACGAUCUAAGGCAGCAAUCGCUGCUAAUAUUUGGAAUAUAUAUCAGCGUCAGCUAGAAUCCAGUGAAUCGGAUACUGUUCAAGAAAUUAUCUUAGAAUUAUCCGAGGGUAGAUUAAUCAUCACACGUGUAGCCUCCGUUCUACUUUGCCUGCAUGCUUCAAAGGAUGUUGGUCUAGGAAUGCUACGAGCCAAAAUGAAUGCUUUAGUGCAAAACUUACAAGAACCACUGAGUAUCAUUGCAGCCUCUUGAGAUUUCGUGGUCAUUUGAUUUGAUUUUAGAAAAACCAAAAUAUUAUAUAUAUUAACUAACUAUAAUGUGAUAAUAUUGUGAUUUAAAUUUAUGUGAAAAAUGAUGUGCUUAUAUUGUAAAUCACUGCCCUUUGUAAAUAUAAGUCUAUUACAUAAAUACACAAUGAAUAUUGA